This is a messenger RNA of Bicyclus anynana (squinting bush brown), 734 nucleotides long. It is a transcript of the gene SmF, whose product is annotated as small nuclear ribonucleoprotein F. Bases 171 to 437 code for a protein of 88 amino acids. NCBI's taxonomy places the organism in Eukaryota, Metazoa, Arthropoda, Insecta, Lepidoptera, Nymphalidae. Gene Ontology annotation, molecular function: RNA binding. Gene Ontology annotation, cellular component: U1 snRNP; catalytic step 2 spliceosome. The record is from RefSeq and is a predicted model, not a curated record. The transcript is spliced from 3 exons. Gene Ontology annotation, biological process: mRNA splicing, via spliceosome; spliceosomal snRNP assembly.
CAAUGUCAUUCAUAUCUAAUAUAAUCUGUGGUCAUUCAUUUGUCAUUGUCAUUGACGUUGUAAGUCAAUUUAAGACGCCUAAAAUCUCAAAAAAUAACGCGGUUAGAAAAGCGGCAAUCGGCAUUGCUUUUAAUUUUAAUAAAAUAGUUGUAAAUAUAUAAACUACGAAAAUGGCGGCGGCGAUGCCCAUCAACCCCAAGCCUUUCCUAAACAGCCUGACAGGAAAGGCAGUGCUAGUAAAACUAAAAUGGGGACACGAGUAUAAAGGGCUACUGGUUUCCGCUGACGGCUAUAUGAAUUUACAGCUCGCUAAUACAGAAGAAAUUGUUGAUGGCUCUUGUACAGGUAAUCUCGGAGAAGUCUUAAUUAGAUGCAACAAUGUCCUUUAUGUAAGAGGGGCUGAAGAAGAAGACGAAGAAGGAGAAAUGAAGGAAUAAAUUCAGUUUACAUUCCUUCAACUAAACCAAUGCUUAAUUGUUUAGGUUCAAUAAAAAAAGACAUACAAUAAUUAUAUAAUCUGUUGUAAAUAGACCAGCAACUGCAGAUUUACAAGUUGUCUUUUUCUACAGAAUUUCUUUGAUUGUUACUAAAAUACCUAAAUGAUUAAGACAUGGAUUGCUUUAUAGUAUAAAUUAAAAAUAAAUAGUUUAAAGUACUCUAAGGUUACAGAUAAGUUUCUAAAUACUUGAGAAUUUUCAGUGUGAUUUUUUCACUCUAAUAUAAGGUAAAAUAAA